Messenger RNA from Trifolium pratense (red clover), 1522 nucleotides. RefSeq lists its product as uncharacterized. The record is from RefSeq and is a predicted model, not a curated record. NCBI's taxonomy places the organism in Eukaryota, Viridiplantae, Streptophyta, Magnoliopsida, Fabales, Fabaceae. The coding region runs from base 224 to 1141 and encodes 305 amino acids. The transcript has a single exon.
AUGACCAAAAUUUGUACAACAGUCAGAGAUCUUGUCUCUUGUCUCUACUUCCUAGCUCCCUUAACAUAGGAUUUGUCCUCUCUACUUUUGGUCUCUCUUCUAUCAUUUCAUCCCCUUAUAUAUAACCUCAUUCUUCAAUUCAAUUCAAUUGUCACCUACUCCAAACUAAAAAUUGAAAUUGAUAACUUCUACAUAACACAUCAAAUCCAAAAACAAAAACAACAUGAUGAUGGAAAAAGAAAUUAUGGUGGCAGUUCCUUCAAUAGAUUUCAAUUUCAACAAUAACUGUUCUUCGCCUUACAUCACAGCCCCUUCAUCUCCCCAACACUUCCCCAACAACUUCUUCAAACAUCAUGAUCAACCCAUUAACACCAAUAAUCAAGAAGAUGAAGAUUUUGAAUUCACCCAUCUUCAAAGAUCUUCUCUUUCUGCUGAUGAACUUUUCCAUGCUGGAAAAAUUCUCCCUCUCAACCUCAUUUCACCUUCUCAUCCUCAUCAUGAAACAGAGCAAAAGUUAGUACAAAAACUUCAACAACAACAAGAACAAGAAGAUGAAGAAAAUUUAUCACAACAUCAACAACAAAACAAGCUUUCUGGUAAAGAAAGAUCUUCAUCAUUUUCAUUUCCAUCUUGUCGCAAAAACACAAAAUAUUCCAAACUCAUUGAAGAAGUUGAAAUUUUUUCACAAGAAAAAGACAAAAGUAGUUCAAAAAACAACAACCUUAAACAAUCCGAAACAGCAACAGUGUCAUCAUUUUCAUCAUUCUUGUCAACAAUUUCAAUUUCAAAAGGGUAUUAUAGAAAAUGGAGAAUCAAAGAUUUUCUUUUAUUUCGAAGUGCAUCAGAAGGAAGAGCUUCAGACAAAGAUCCUUUGAGGAAAUACAGAGUGUUGUCUAAAACGACAGCGUACGAGGAUGUUACUGGUUCAAGUUUCCGGUCUGUUGAGAAUUCCGGUUCGGUUUCUAAACGGAGAAAACCGGUUUCGGCUCAUGAAUUGCAUUAUACGUUGAACCGGGCUGCUUCUGAGGAAUUGAAGAGGAAAACUAUGUUGCCUUACAAACAAGGUUUGUUGGGUUGUUUAGGAUUUAAUCAUGGUAUGAAUCAGAUUAGUGGAAGAUUUGGAUCUUUUGAACGUUCAUAAUCCAAGACAACUCUUCUAAAUCUUCUUUGUAAUAUAUUUUUUUACCGGGUGCAAAGACUAAUCAUUCGAUCUUGUGAGAUCUAAAUGAGCGAUAAACUCUUACUAAGAGUUUUGAUGCUGUUACAUGCUUAAAUUAGAGAUUAAACUCAUAACUUUGGUUAAGCUAGAAUAGAUUCAUAUUAUCUUCUUUAUAAUAUUGAUUAUUAUUAUUUUGUGACAAAUGUUUUUUUUUUGGGUUAUUUUGUGACAAAUGUUAGUAAAUUAAUAGUUGAAUUAACUUCUCAGGUUAAUAUCAUGGACUUCAUUUUUAGAACUCUUUUGGUGUCUUUUUGAGUUGUUUAAUCGAGACUAAUAUUUUUUAUUUUACAAGAAUAUUAUUUA